Messenger RNA from Eurytemora carolleeae, 4028 nucleotides. RefSeq names its product histone-lysine N-methyltransferase 2B. The coding region runs from base 359 to 1897 and encodes 512 amino acids. Gene Ontology annotation, molecular function: DNA binding; zinc ion binding. The transcript is spliced from 3 exons. The record is from RefSeq and is a predicted model, not a curated record. Lineage: Eukaryota; Metazoa; Arthropoda; Copepoda; Calanoida; Temoridae.
CUGGAUAGAAACUGCAGCAGUUAGAGCGAACCCGAGCAUUAGACAGGAGAUAUACGUUCCUUCCCCCUCCCCCCUCUCAACCCUGUCGUGGAGGGCCUAUUAACUACGCCGGCUGUAUCUUCUCCUGACCAGCAGUGUGACCCGUCCCGGAGUUGUCCCCUGCUGUUCCGCGCGUUUUCUGCAGUUACGUGUUCAACGGGAGAGCGCCCAUACAACAAGGUUACGUCAUAGUGAUUUAUAUUCUCAACCCACUCUGCUCAUCUACAACUGCAAAUAUAUUCCCAGAUUUAAGAUGGAUUAAUCUGGGAGAACUGUGAAGACUGAAACCCAACAUAUCCAAGAAGACUGAAAAGUUUGUAUGUUGUCCGACAUGCAGGACAGGGACGAACACAAGAGCGGUGACGAGGGGAGUAAAGAUGAGAAUGCAGUUAACCACGAGAUCGCGACACUUUUGCUCAACCUUGCUUCCAGAACUCACUCCUCAGAGACAUUUAAAAAGCAGUCUUCUAAACCUGAUCCUGACGUAGCCAUGGAUCUAUCAAACUAUGCAAAAUCAAACUCUCUACCGAGCCCAGCACAGCUUGGUAGUCCUAACACAAGCUUCCAUAGCACGGUGCCAACCUCAAGUAACCCGUACUCCCUGUUUCCAACUUCCAAUGGUUUAAACACCAUCCCCUCGUCCUACCUCCUCCAGAACUUGUUGAUCGGUAAGAUGCAGCAGCAGUUGACCUGCUCUACGGAUCGUAUCCCUGCAAAUAUCAGUGAGUCUGUAAAGUUGGGGAUGAGUCAGAUGAGCGGGAAACCUGCCUGUAAACCAGGAACUGGUCCACACGCUAAUAUUCCUCUUCUCUCUGGACAAAUUGUGGCGCAGCUCAACGCUCUUCUCUUCUCCAUACAUGGGCUUACAGAUAAGAAUAUAGAAAGUAAGGUUGAGGUUCAGUUAGCGGCCAUAUAUACCAGACUACAGGAGAUUGUAACUCUGGUUCAGAUUACUAAGACCAAGGAUGAGAAACCAUCUCUUGGAUUGACUGAGAUUAAAGAUGAACCGAAGGUAUCUCGACAGGACGAGUUUCCGCAGAGCUCGGUGAUAAGCGUAGGAAAGACGGGGAAGAUCUCAAGUUCCAUAUCUCCAGUAGAGAAUAUUAAAUCAGAGGUUGGUUCUACUCCUCAGCUCCGGGUACUACCCUACUGCAAGGAAUACGAACCUAGUUCUAUCAUAUCCCGAAAACCUGGCAGGGACGGAGCUUACACUGAGACCAGUCCCCCUGAGAAGAGGAUGAAAAUGAGUCCUGAUAAUUGUACCAGCUCCAGUCCUCCAGGUUCUACGCGGAAGACGAGCAAGGGAGGGAAAGGUAUCCGGAACCGAGUAUUCUGUGGGGAUUGCCCAGGAUGCCUGAAGAAUGAUGACUGCGGUCAAUGUCGGUAUUGCAAGGAUAAAACCAAGUUUGGCGGACAAAACCGACUCCGUCAGAAAUGUUUACACCGCCGCUGUCAGAUGGACACUCACCGACGGUCAUCUCAGCAAAAUUCGGCGGUUGGCGGUGUUGAACCGACGAUAUACAGCGGAGUAGAAUUAGCUAGACUGACCAGCCAUAAUGAUGAUGAGAGACAAGCACAGUUCUCGUCUAUGCUAGGAUCGAGUCCUGGAAGUGUUAGCAGUCCUGAACCAGAAGGAAGUCAGAACAGUCACCAAUCAAGGAUAGAUAAGUGGAAAGCAAAGCACCAAGCCAUGCUCAAACUAGCAGCUGAGAGCAAACACAGAGGUGAGCAAACCUCUCCUUCUCCCCCCUUGGAGCAGAGCAAGCUCGUGAUCACGCUCUCGGAGAAGGACGAGGAGAAGAUGAAGGAGAAUUCUAGGUUUCCAGGUCGGAGUCUAAACACGGCUCUAGUGGUCUAGCUGGGACCCUGAUAUCCCUGGAUUCACCAACCUACAUUCCUUUUAUAUAUAUUAGAAUAUAUAUAGAAAUCAUCAAAUAGCCCUUUACCACAAUGCAGCCCCGGGAUUAGCUGAAUAUUCAGCUUGAUCCUGUUUACAACUGAAAUUAAGGGAUAACGUGUCUCAUCCUAAAACCUAGAAAAGAAGGACAUCUUGUUUGUUUUUGUUUUGUCUACUGGACCACAUUUAGUUUUCAUUAAUUUGAAGAUGUGGCAAACUUUUGAGCUUUAUUUAUCUAUUUUAGUGACCUAUAAUCUAAAUCAACCUAUGCAGAAGCUUAAAUUGGGCAUUUGAAAGCAACUAGCAACCUUAAUAUAGAAGCCAUAAACUUAAUAUUUUGUCAAAUUAUAAAUAGUUAUUCGAAUGAUUAAAAACAUUUUACUUGAAGUUAUUAAUAUAAUAUCAUAUUUCUAAGGCAUAAAUAAUGUUUCAAAAAAGUGAAACAGAAAAAGUAUUAUCAUGUCACAACCCUUACAAACAGAAAGUAUGCAAAAAAAGCUUCCAAAUUUCAGUUUAUUUACAGAAAAAGACUUAAUACGUCUCAAAAAUGGAAAUUUAUUUACGUGAUAUGGUUUAAAAUAACUUUUUGGAUCUAGUUCAUGUUUCCAUAUUGAAAUUGAUUUUAACUUAACUCACGUAACAUCAAUGAUACCUUCCAUAUUGACAUAAACUGAUUCAAACUGAUUUUGAUUUACAUAAACUGAUUCAAACUGAUUUUGAUUGACAUAAACUGAUUCAAACUGAUUUUGAUUGACAUAAACUGAUUCAAACUGAUUUUGAUUGACAUAAACUGAUUCAAACUGAUUUUGAUUGACAAACUGAUUCAAACUUAUUUUGAUUGACAUGAACAAAUUUUAACUGACAAAAUCUGAAAAAUUACAUUAAGUGAUUCAAAUGGACAGGAACUGUUUAUAACUGACAUGAACGAAUUAAACUGAUUUGAAUUGACAUACUCUGAUUUAAACUGUUCUCAAUUAAUGUAAAGUAAAAUUAAAUUUAGACUGAACGAGAAACGUAACAAGAACUAUAAAACGACUAAUUAAUAGGCUUACAGAAAUAACUUGUACAUAAAUAACUAAAUAUAUAAAUGACUUAAUUACGAUUGAAAUUGAACUGAUCCAAAUAGUUAAGUUCAUUUCACUGUUUUUUUUCAAGUGUUUCGUGGCAUUAUAUACACCUGAAAUGUUUAUUAACAUAUCAAUUUUUAGAAAAGUGUUGUUCAUAGUUUAAUUGUUAUUACUUCAUUUGUUAACAUGUAUACAUAGUACGUUGUACAAUGUACACAAUAGCUUGGGAAUCCCAUAGGUCAGAAAAAAAGUCAUGAUUCACAAAACCAGUUUUAUUAUAAAUAUAUUUAUAUUAUUUUAGUUGAAGGAUAAGUAAAAAGUACUCUUCUCGUAUCAAUGCAACUGUUGACACUUAAGGUUUCCCAAGCUUGUGAAAAUUACUAAUAAUAUGGGCAUGCUAUUAUUAUUAUUAUUAUUAAUAUUAAUCUAUGAGAAGUUUAUAUAUUGAAUCUCAUGCGCUAAACUAACAUUGUUAUAUAUAUUCCUUCUUUUGGUCUGAUUUUCCAAACCCACAUAUCAUGCAUUCUAAUAUUUAAUUUCCGCCCUCUGUGAUUCAUUUGAAGAAUAUUAUUUCUAUGCAAUUUUUGUCAUUCCGUUGCAAGCGGGUUUGCCAUAGCUAUCGACUUAAUAAUAAUAUGCGUAAAGUUAUGUAAACUUUUGUAAAUUCGUUUUUUUUCGGUAGACAGUAGGUGCUCUUCGUGUCAUAUCAGGGGUUUCAACAUUUACGAACAAACUGUACACAAAUUUGGUUUUUUUGCCGGUUUUUGCAUUAUAUUUACAUAAUUUGCUUUUUAUUAUUUAGUUCGAUGGUAUUGUACCCCCUUCAUUGUUUGUAAGUUCCUUUAAAUGUAUUUGUUAAAAAGGGACAUUACCUUAAAUUGUUAUAUAAAUUACUGAGCUUCUUUAUUGUGGGUGUCCAGCCCAAAGUGUCCCUUAGGGUCAGGUAACCUGGUUAUUGAGUUUUUUCUUAACAAUUAUUAUUUCGUAUUUACUCAAUAUUUCACUUCAAUAAAUUUUCAUUGAAA